Centropristis striata (black sea bass) is the source of this 1318-nucleotide messenger RNA. RefSeq names its product syntaxin 19 (gene stx19). Gene Ontology annotation, biological process: exocytosis; intracellular protein transport; synaptic vesicle fusion to presynaptic active zone membrane. Bases 146 to 1048 code for a protein of 300 amino acids. Gene Ontology annotation, molecular function: SNARE binding; SNAP receptor activity. NCBI's taxonomy places the organism in Eukaryota, Metazoa, Chordata, Actinopteri, Perciformes, Serranidae. Gene Ontology annotation, cellular component: endomembrane system; presynaptic active zone membrane; SNARE complex. The transcript has 5 exons. The record is from RefSeq and is a predicted model, not a curated record.
GCUGGACUCAGCUGGUGGGCUGGAGAAUGUGGAUUAUAUUCCUGUUAACUGUGAAUGGGAACAUGAUGGAAACUAACAACAAGCACUGACAACAGAAAACAGUAUAUUCUGUAAUAAUCGUGUCCUGAAGAGAAGCUCUUCCAGGAUGAGGGACCGUCUGGCGGAGCUGCACCAGAGGGCCCAGGAGUACCAGGAGGAGGGGAAUGAAACUACCAACCCGUUCUCAGCAGACGGAGAUAACGACGACUCUGUGGCGGUCAUCACGCCGCAGGCCGUCAUGUUCGAGGAAGAGCCAAUCAUUGACAACUUCCUGUCUGAGGCUCAGCAGAUCCGAGAUGACAUCACAGCGCUGGACAUCGAGGUCCUGAAGUUCAGCCAGCAGCAGAAGAGUCUGGUGGCCACCAUGCGGCGCUUCAGUGUGAUGAAGAAGGAGAGCAGCAUCACCAGAGACAUCAAGCUGAAGGCCGAGAGCCUCCAUCGACGCUUAGACGCUCUGUUAAAACAGGUCCAGAGGACGGAGGAGCAGCAGGGACCCACUGCUGUCACCACCAGGAUACAACGCUCCCAGCAUGCAGCGCUGCACCGCAAGUUCCAACAGGUGAUGCUGCAGUAUAAUGAAGGUCUGCUGAGUAAGCAGGACCGCUGUAAGCACUUCAUCAUCCGCCAGCUGGAGGUUUCUGGACGCGACGUGACGGAGGACGAGGUGGACGAGAUGGUGUCCAACGGACAAUGGGAGGUCUUCAACGAGAACCUGCUCAACGACGCUAAAAUCACACGAUCACAACUAUCAGAGAUAGAACAGAGACACAAGGAGCUGUUGAGUCUGGAGAACAACAUGAAGGAGCUGCGGGACCUGUUCAUGGACAUCUUCAUGCUGGUGGAGGAGCAGGGGGCCCACCUGGAGCACAUCCAGACCAACGUGGAGCGCACUCAGGACUACGUGGCUGCUUCCAACGAGAAGUUCAAGCUGGCGGCCAGAUACAAGAAGAAGAACCCUCUGAGGCAGCUGUGCUGCUGCUGCUGUCCUCCCUGGAGGUGCUGCUUAUAAAACAGGAAGCCACCAACAUUUCAUCUACAGGCUCUGGUACCUUCAGGUGGAGAGCAGCUCUGGAUCCCAGCAGGUCAGAGCUCUAAGGCCUCCUUCAGACUGACAGACACAAUCUGAUUUUCAGCCCAUCCAGUUCCAAUCUGGAUCUCUUUAGAAGUCUGAACAGUCACAAAUCACAUCAAAUCAGAUUUUUGCAGACCGGAUCUAAACCACCUUCAGGAGGUAGUUUCAGAUCGUAUUUGGACAGAUGUUUCUCAGUCUGAACCUCCA